CUGUGAUUGGCACGAUUGGAGACUUAAAAUCCUAACAGCUUCUUCCCUGUCCUGAUGAAAUGAGUAGCUGUCAGAGUUCCUUGGUUUUUCUUAUUAUAGCUGCUUGUAAGUCCAGGAAAACUCGGCUGCAAACAUCGAAAAUGAAACCCCCCCGAACUUUUGAGGAGCAAACGGAAUGUAUUGUGGAUUCUCUACUCACAGACUUCUUAGGCCCCUCUUGCCAGGUUGCUAACCGGAGCCUACGUGGUGUAGAUGAAACAGAUUCAGGAGAAGCUUGCUCUUUUGAUGUGGCCAUCAUUGCUGGUCGCCUUCGGAUGUUGGGUGACAAGUUCAAUGGAGAAUUGGAAGCUUCUGCCAAAAGCAUCAUUGCAGAAACCAUUCAGGGACAGGCAGAAGCUGUAUUUCAGGACAUAGUAAAGUCUCUCAGCAAGGCCUGGUGCGCUCAGGAUUCUAAUUUGGCUUACGAGAGAGCCCUCCUGGGAGUGUCAGUGAAGCUUCUUGAAUAUGUGGCCCACUUGGCUCCUGAUGUAGCAAGACAGGUGGCCACGCCCAUGAGAAAUAUGAUCAAUGGGAACAGUGCCAUCCGAGAGUACAUCCAGGGCCAGGGAGGUUGGGAAAAUCUGGAGAGCUGAAGAAGAGGAGGAGCUGUUUCCUGGACUUCUUUGACUGAUCGGGUGAUUGAUUUCCAGCAGUUAAAACAGAGAAACAACGAAAUCAAACACCACUUUCUCUUGGACAGAAUUAAACUUAGCCAAAUAAUCUAUUUUCUACUGAUCGUUAAGUUAGGAGCAGCUCCCAGAAGUCUACAGAGAUUUCAUACUUUCUGUUUUUUAGGUGAUUUUUUUUUCCCCCUGCAUCUGUGGCAUGUUUAAGUUCCAGGUCAUGGAUCAAACGCACACCACAGCAGUGACCCAAGCUGCUGCCGUGACCAUGCUGGAUCCUUAACUCACCGAGCCACAAGGGAACUCCCAUGAUUUUAUGUGAGUUUUAAUGAAGUUUUGUUGAAGCAAAGACUUCCAGGUGCAAAGUGGUAACUUGUUAGUAGUGGAAUUCCAGGCAACAGGACAGGCCUUUGCUGGAGGUGUUGCAGGGGGAAGGGAGCACAUGGUACACCAGCCCUUCAGACUUAGCCCUUUCCUUUGGUAAGGCUUGUCACUAAUUUUGCAGUCUAAAGGAUCUCAGGGAGAUCUUCGGUUGGAAAAUCUUGUUAUUUUAAGUUGAGGACUUUCUUUUAAAUUCAUAACCUAAAUUUCGUGUUAAUUUCAUCUGAGCCAAAUUAUUUUAUGUAUUUUCAAGGUUGGAAGCAAAAAAAUAGCAGUCUGUUCAUCUGCCUUUCUACUAAAGGCCAAAGAGAAGUAGGAUAGGUACUGCAUUUUUAUUGCCUCAGGAUGCGGGCAGUGCUGGCCCACUUCUAGGACUGUGGGGCCAUCCCAGCGUAGAUGAAGCCAGCUACAUACCACAGAGUUUUUCAAAGUGUGGGUCACGUACCACUUGUGGACCUUCUAUAUUGCUGAUUUCCAGGCCCCUUCUAUAGGGAUUCUGAUUCUGUAGUUGUGGGCUGGGGCCUAGGAUCCUACGUAUUAAAUCUGAUCCACAGCUGAUUUUGAUGUAUGUAUGAAAUUUGAGUACCAUCACUUGAUCAGAGGUUGGAAAAUUACAGUCCAAAUCAGCCCACUGCUUUUUUUUUUUUUUUUUUUUUCCUGUAAAGAACAUUUGAUUGGAAUGCAGCCGCACUCACUUGUCUACAUAUUAUCUAUGGCUGUUUUAGCAUUGCAGUGGCAGAGAUGAGUAGUCAUGGCAGACACCAUACGGCCUGUCCUGUAAAGCUUAAAAUAUGUGCUAUCUGGCUCUUUACGUUUACAGACCCCUGCUCUAAAGCUAAAUGAACAUUUCUCCCCGAGUAAUUUAAACUCUGUUGCAAUCCCGAUAAUUCCUGCCAAACAGAAUUGUAUGUUACUCAGCUCUUUUUUUCAGAAUUUAAUCUGCGUGUUUGUUAGUUCUUGCAUAGUCCACACUUUCUCUAGGACCUUUGGCAAAUCAGAGAGCUCUGUGACUCCUGAGUAUUUGACGGUGGGCAUACAUUUCCCCGGCCCUGCCGCAAGUGAUUGGAAGUAAAGCAUGUGGUUUCUGUGGUCUGUGUAUCCCAUAAUAGUUCUUAAUAAUUUCAUAGACUAGUAGGCUGUCAUCAAGUAGAGGCUCCUUCAUCUCUAAGCCCCCAAACCAGACAACGUACCUCAACAUCAAGAAGAAAAGCAUUGCUCUAUCUGUUUUUUAAGAGAGGUGUUAAUGGCUUCGGCUAAAGUGCAGCAAAGCUAACCACAUCCCCUCCCUUCAGCCACCCCGCCACUUGGCUCCCCUAGAUGCACAGAAAUAAAGAUGUAGUGCUGCUAAUA
Phacochoerus africanus (Common warthog) is the source of this 2393-nucleotide messenger RNA. It is a transcript of the gene BCL2L15, whose product is annotated as BCL2 like 15. Gene Ontology annotation, cellular component: cytosol; nucleus. The transcript has 5 exons. Gene Ontology annotation, biological process: regulation of apoptotic process. The record is from RefSeq and is a predicted model, not a curated record. The coding region runs from base 60 to 632 and encodes 190 amino acids. NCBI's taxonomy places the organism in Eukaryota, Metazoa, Chordata, Mammalia, Artiodactyla, Suidae.